AUAUAUAUAUAUUUUUUUUUUUUUGCAUAUGUUUUUCCCAAUGUUCAUAAAGUAUUUCCUUUUGUUUCAGUGGUUGUGCGUGAUAUGUCAAAAUGUAACAUUUGAAAAACACCAUAUUGCGUGUCGUCAUGCCCAAGAAAAACACAGCCACUUUAUGUAUCAGUGCAGGAGAUGUAGACGACUAUUCACCCGAAGAUCAUAUAAGCACCAACAAUGUUUAAAUGUUAGAACAGAAGACUUUGAAUUAAUGGACCCUGAUGGUGGAAGAGAAGGGGCAGUAGAUAAAUUAAUUAAAUGGAAGAGAGAUGACCUGCCCAAAAUAAUUAAAAGUGUAGAACCAGAAUAUCUUAGAAAUAUAAGAUUGUUACAAAAAGAAUACGGCCCAACAAUGGUUGGUAUAAAUGAGGAAAGUGAAGAAUCAGGAAUAGAUGAUGAAAUUACAAGUAUGUUGAAGACUCCAAUUACACCAAUAGUAACCCCAGAAAGGAAAGUAGUAAGCAAAAGUUUUCAAAUGGAAUUAGAAGAUGUAAGCGAGGAGGAGCUUGAUUUCUCCGAAGGGACUCCAUGUCAAGAUGAGAUAGAUCCAAGGUUAAAUAGAAGUAAGACUGAUAAGAAGAAAGAAACUGGAAGUGAAACAUUCUCGAGUGAUUCAGAGUCUACAUGUAGUACAUCAAGUGAAAGUAGCAGUGACGAUACGUCAGAAACGUCAGAAAGUUCAAAGUCGAGAGUAAGUGACAGUGGAAGUUUAAGAAUUAAGAAGAAGAAAAGAUCAUGGUCAAAAUUCAAACUCUAUGACUCAUCCGAGAGUGAAAGUGAAAGUGAAGGGGAUUAUCCCAGUAAUAUUAAGAAGAAGAAACAAAGUGUAAAAGAAAGUAGUGAUAGGAGGGUAGUGCAGAAAGGGACUGAAAAAGGAGCAAAAAGAAGCCAUGAAAUUGAGAGUAACGAGCAGAGAGAGAAAAUCAUAAAGAGGAAGAAAGAGAAUGUUAAUGACAAAACUGACAGAGAAAGUACAAAAUGCAAAGAUGAAGAACGUGUUAUUAAAACAAACAAGAAUGUGGCAGCACAAGGCAAAGAUAAAUAUGGAAACCGAAAGAGUGUCCACAGUAAUCAGAAUUCUAAAACAGAAAAGAGUGAAAGGUGUGAAAAGAGGAAAGAGAAUAAAAGUGACACUGAUAGAAAUGACAAGUCCAAAAGUGGAGAAAAAGUUCCCAAUAGUGCAAAAGUUAGUAAAGGCAAAGAGGUUGAAUACAAGGUCAGGGACUUAGAAAAGGCAGAAAAUAGUGAACCAAAGAGUUUAAAUACGGACAUAGAUAUGAUUAGGAAAAAGGAAGAUAGAGAUAACAAAAUCGAACAUAUAAAAAGCAAUGGAAGUUCAAAAUCAUCAAAGCUGACAUCAGAAAAGAACACUGGGAAUCAUCCGGAAAGUAGUAAGUCCGAUAAAGCACAGACAAAGGGUUGUAAGAAUGGAAGUACAGAGAAUAGUAAGGAGAAUGAUGAUAAGAAUACUGAAAAGAAAAACUACACUAAUGAGAAUAAGAAAAGGCAGGAGGAUCAAGAGAAUAGGGAAGGAGAAAAUUCACAGAGGAAAGAUAAAAGUAAUAAGUGUAAUGGGACAAACAGUGAAAGAAAAAUUACGAAAGUGCUGCCAGACAAACAAAAGGAAAGAAAUAACGAGAUAAAAACGGAAGUGAAACGUACAGCAAAAGAUUCGAAGGAAGAAAAGAAAAGUCAAACAAGUGCUGAGAUAUGUAAUACUGUAAGUGCAACACCGAUGGUUAAAAAGAAAGAUGAACAAAAAGAGAGAAGUAAAAGUGAAUUAAAUAGAGAAAAAGAAGUUACAGUAAAACUUGUGAGUAAUGUCCCAGCAAGUGAAGCUGAUAGUAGUGAAAUUGGUACAAAGUGCAAAAGCAAUGAGGGGAUAAGUGACUCAGGUUUGGGAGAAAAGACACAAGAUGAGAAACACAAUGAUAGUGAAUGUGGCCAGAAUGAUAAAGGAAAAGUGAGAAAUGAAAAGUCAGAGUCAAAUAUAACUAAAGAGUGUAGUGUGCGCAUUGAAAAGAUAAAGCUCAAUGCUAUCAGUUUUAACAAAGAGAAGUUGUUUGAGAAACAGAAUGUAAGUGAUCCAGAAGAUAAUCCUAAGAGCAAUUCAGUGAAAGUUGUAAAUGAAAAAGGUGACGCUUCAGAAGAAAAAGAAAUAGCGAGUGAUACUAAGGAGUCCCAUGAAAAUGACAUUGAUAAUCAAAAUGAAAGUGGAGUUACUAAUGAUACAGACCAGACCGAGGAGUGCACGAGCACUGGUUCUAUCCUGGACGAUAAAUCAAUAAUUCCUGAAAUGCAAAAGACCCAGAAAGAAAGGAUCAUCCUUAAUAUUGGAGGGCAAAGGUUUGAGACCUCUCGUGUGACAUUACAACAAGACCCCAACUCCUUGCUGGCCAAAAUUGUUGGACCGGAUGGAAUGACGCCAAUAUAUGGCAACCAAUACUUUAUUGACAGGGACCCUGCUCAUUUCCGAUUCAUAUUAAAUUUCCUACGAAAUGGAGCAUGUGACCUUAGAACUUUACCACAUGAUGUUCGUUAUCUCUACGAAAUGUAUUAUGAGGCAUGUUAUUAUCGCCUCCCAGGUCUAGUGAACGCAACAAUCGCGAAGAUAGAGGAGUGUAGUGUGGUUGGUGCAAACGUUAUGCCAAUGAAGGCUUAUAAAUUGGGACGCUAGGAAUUGACCUAUUUGGGAGUAUAAAUUAAAUGUUGGUUGGGAUUGAAACUUUUGGUAAAACUGAUGAAAGUGUUAGGAUAUUAAUUCAUACAUAGAGAGACUUGAUAGUGUUAAAAUAUGCAGCAUAAUUAAAAACGAUUAUAAACAUUGUAUUGGUAUAUGUUGUGCUAGAUAUCUGUUGUUGAAUUGUUCUUGAUUUCCCGAAUAGUUAAUGUUAAAGUUGACAGUUUUCACUUUUAUAAAAGCAUUUAAUAUAUAAGCUGAACUGAACUUGUUCAAAUUUUGAAUCUUACAAAGUUUAAGUAAAGGAUGACAUUUACUUAUUAUCAACAUUACAGGUAUAUGUUUUGUCCGUUUAGGUAUACUGCUGAGAUACUGAUUUUGUAUGAAUGUUCUUCUGUAUAGUUAUAUCAUGCAAGUUUAGUUAUCACUUUAUAAUAUCACUGUCGUUACUAUAUAUUGCAAUUAACAUGUAAUUUAGAGUUGCUGGUGUCUUUAGUCAUUCCGACAGUAAUAGUUAGUAUAACAUAUAUUGUACUGUUCAUUGGGGUUAGUUCUUAGUAUAUCUAUUUCUGUCAAUCAAAACCUUGAGUCUGCAUAUUUUUGGAGACCAAAAUUUUUAUGGAGGGGGGCAAUGUAACGGCCCAGUGUCUUGAUUGUCUCGACAUUUAUUCAAUAUCAUGAAAUUCUGAAGUUCCCUACUUGAAUUCACCAAUUAUCAGUUAAGAAUAGAUAAAGACUUAGUUUUAUCAUUGUUCUGAUUCACAGAAUCGGGCUCUACAUUUAUAUCAUAAGGAAUUAGCAUAUUUUCUUAUCUGUGGUACGAUGUUAAUCUUACCCCACCCACUCGGUUUUCCAUGUGUUUUAAAUGUUCAUUCUGAUGUUAUUACGAAAAGUAAAUGUAUAUUCAUUUUAACAUCGUGUGUUUUGAUGACCAUUUGAACUGUUUUUCAUGUUUACAGAUUUAUUUGUAGCUGUGCACCUGUAUAUUGGACUCGUAUAUUUGAACUUGUUUAUCGCUUGAAAUCGCCAAUAACUGUUCUGAGAUACGAUGCUCGUUAGCUCUUUUAAAAGUUACUAAAAUGCCUAAAUACUUACGAAAUCAAUAAUAUGUGUUCAAUACUUUAAAUACCUAUCAAAGUUUUCAUAUGACAUCGUGUUGUGUGUCCGUAAUUCGUGAAGAAGUGUGAAAUUUCCAUUUACUACUGUGUUUUGUCCGCCAUUGCUGUGUUUAAAUCUCGUGGCGCGUGCGAGAUGUGACGAAAUCUCACAUAUAAAAGGUCAAGUGGCGCGAAAUUCAAUUGGUGUAUUGUAAACACCCAGGCUGGCGGUUCGCUCACCAACUGGUAUAAAUACCAUAGACUAUAGUCUAUACCAUCGUAUACAAUCAUAUACCAACAAUGUCACAAGAAGAGGUAGAGUCUUACCGUUAUUGGUAUUAAACAAAUAAACGACUAAGUGGCGUAAUGUUAUAAAUAUAUAAGUUCCUUAUAGGAAUCUCCAUCUCCAGUGUUUAUACCGUGUAUAGUGUUUAUAGAUCUAUCGUAUUAGAUCUACAAGUGCCUAAUAAUUAUUAUACCAACCGAAAAAGUGCCAAAGUGUGGUAAAUCCAUUUGUUUAGUGUUAAACCUAUUUACGAGAAUUAAUCAGAUGAAGAUGUUGCAUACCAAUUAUACCAAUUAUACCGAGUAGAGUUAUACCAAUUAUACCAUCUAUACCAAUUAUACCAACUGGUAUAUAGUUAUGCUAUACCAAAAGCCCGGAUACCUUUGUAAACCUUAGCAUUAUACCUUGUUAUAGAUCUAGUGUACAGUGCGUAAUUUUAGUGUCUAAUUUGUACAGUGUGCGGCUUAAGUAUUUACCGGAGUUUAUCUAAUAUAAUUCGGACACUAUCGUUGCUGAAUGCUUGAUGAACCUAAUUUAAAGUGGUGUAAAAGAGUAUUCCCAAAAAGUGAUCUGUUUCAAUGAGUGCCUUUCAAUAUAUGAAUAUAAACUGGAAUAGUGAAACUUUCAUCUGUGUUUAAGUAGUUUAAACAAACUGUAAAGACGUGUAGUGAUUAAACCAAGGUGCACAGCAAGAAUAUUGUGAACUGAUAUAUAUAUAAAUAUAUAUAUUAACAUUUAUAACUAAUGUCAUUUAUGAAUUACUGAGUUGUAUAUUGCAUGUCAUGUUAUUUAUAAUAGUUUGCACUGUUAACAUGGUUAAUAAAAGUUCUGCUUAAGUUAAUAUCACCUCCGUUAUAUCUUAUAAAGUUAACUGAAUCUAUCCAUAAUCUAUGUUUGCCACCAGCCGGGCCCAGGCGAACUCGUGUAGCACCUCUUAUAGAGCCACCUCGUAACCGCUCGACUAAGGGGUUCGCUACAAUGAUAUGAAGGCUCCAUCUGUGUAUUAAAGAAUCUUACAUCCUCGUUAGUCUAAACGAAAUAUUUUUGUCUAUGAUUUCAAUUAAAUCUCAAUUUGCGAAUUCUGUGGUACUGUGAAACAGCUUCAAAGAUUAGGUUGCUUAGCAUGAUAUGCAAAUGUAUUUUCUUAAACAACUCUUAUUUCGGCGAUAAUUAUUAAUAAUCUUCAUUCACUGACUGGUCAGUGCAGGUGAAAUGUAAACAUCAUGUUAAUUUCUGCUAUCUUCGAUUGAUAAAGAAACACUAUACUCGCGUAUUCAGCCUGCAAAGAAGUUUAC
Molecule: messenger RNA, 5394 nt
Organism: Mercenaria mercenaria
Lineage: Eukaryota; Metazoa; Mollusca; Bivalvia; Venerida; Veneridae
Product: myb-like protein X
Exons: 1
Coding region: 29-2713 (894 amino acids)
Biological process (GO): protein homooligomerization
Molecular function (GO): protein binding
Source: RefSeq, a predicted model, not a curated record